This is a messenger RNA of Leguminivora glycinivorella, 1821 nucleotides long. RefSeq lists its product as uncharacterized. Lineage: Eukaryota; Metazoa; Arthropoda; Insecta; Lepidoptera; Tortricidae. The transcript has 2 exons. The record is from RefSeq and is a predicted model, not a curated record. Bases 1159 to 1821 code for a protein of 220 amino acids.
ACCCACCACUUUCAUAUGUAACCCUAGAAAUUGCAACUUUGUAUAAUAUUUGCGUUUCCAAUGUAAAUUAGUUCCGUCAUUUAACUAAUCCGUAUCGGAGGCCAAAAGUCACAUACAAGGAAUCGUAAAACUUACAAUGUAGGACUUCUAAAGAAAUCUAUGUUAAUUUGCAAAUUUCUAAAAUGACCUAUUGUACUUUCGGUAUAAAAGGAGGCUGCGUCCCUCCAUGAUUCAUUCCGGGCUUGCUCCUCUCUCAGUUCAGUUGUAAAUCCUAAACUAACAUUUCUUAAAUAUAUAGUAAUUAUAAAAUUACUACUGGUUUCAAUUCUGUGAUAUCCAAAACCACCAACAAGGCAGUUCAGUGCAUCAUCUUCCAAGUACCUCGUGGCACACCCUGUCACGACGCUAUUUGUGGCGCAGUCGGUAGGAUUUUCCGAAGAACUACCAGGUGACCUGAUGCAGUGAAGUAAGUGGCCACAGCUUUAUUGUUUUCAUCCCUGCGAGUUCUCUUCUUUUAAGAACUAAUCGGAAAAAGUUCCUACAAAAAUUGAGCGCUGCUGCGAAAUUAUCUAAAUUACAUACUGAUUACUGAGAGAAAGCUGAGGGAUCGGGAGGAUCCAGAAGGUGAAAUCGAAAGUACUCACUCAGAAGACACCGUUCCUUCCUUAACAAACCCCCCCCCCUACUUGUUUCUUUUAUUUGUUAAAAUUUUAAUAUAGGAGCUCCGUAGGUAAAUUAUCCGUAGGUAAAUUAUCCGUAGGUUAAUUAUUAUUCAUACUAUAUUUUUAUAUCAUUGACCUUAAAUGACUAUAUAGUUCAACAAACGGAUAUUACCGCUUAAAGUAUUAAUAUUUUAUGUGUUUUAAAAUUUUUAUUGUGUGUGUGUGUUUUGUAUGUUAUAAAACUUAAAUUUUUAUGCCCAAGGGGACAUAUUUUACGCUUAUAGAUAACAGGGAGUGUACUACAGUUCUAAUAAAAGUAGUACACGAUUUAAGAACUCGUCUUUGCACGUUAACACAAUUAAGUAAUAUUAAUAGUGCAUAUUCUUUAUUUUCUUGUAAAAUAAUAUAUUUAACCUCUUUAGGUCAAUUCGCCAUUAAGAUUGAACAAAUAGAUUUUUAAAUUUAAUUUUUCUCUCCUUUCACCGUAAAUUUGUAGAUGGAUCUGUUAGCUCAGGCCGCUGAUAACAUGAAUCAGGCACAAGCCCAGGUUCCAGCUCAGGUUGAGGCCCAAGCUCAAUCCCAAGAGCAGGCUCAGCAGAGGUAUCAGGAAGACGACCUGACUAAUAGAAUGCAGGAAAACUUAAAUCUAGGAAACGAUAGAUAUGAGGAAGGUGGUUCGGAUGAAGCCGAACCAUCAUCAUAUUCUCCCUAUCGCUCAAACGCACAUCACGUAUAUGCACCAGUGUAUCAAGUAAAUUCGAGGAUGCCUCCUCUAGGCAUUCCUGUAGUACAAGAUACAAGCGGUCGAAACCCGCAAAUGCCAACGUUAGGCGAAAUGAUGAAAAUCAUUCCGACCUACAACGGCGACCCACGUCAAUUAAGCAGGUUCAUAAGAAAAUGCGAUUUCGUGCUACAACAGUACCGAAAUGGGUCUGAUGAGCGGUACUCGUACAUACUAGAAGUAAUUACGUCUAGGCUAAUAGAAAAAGCAGCUGAAUUGGUAAGCGAAAAUGACUACUUAGCCCAAAAUUGGACUAUGUUAAAGCAGCUCCUAAUUCAACAUUACGGUGAUCAAAGGACAGAACUCCUCCUUGAUCCUAAACUAACAUUUCUUAAAUAUAUAGUAAUUAUAAAAUUACUACUGGUUUCAAUUCUGUGA